GGCCUUAUUAGCUUCUAAAAACUUUUAAACGCGUUCAUUAGAGAUGCAAUAAUUGCAGUUAACGGAGCCAUUACGAUAAUUAAGCGGUCGGGGUUUAUUAAAAAUAAAAAAAAUAAAACGUUCUGGAACCGUACGAGUAGCGCUUUCCACGUCGUCGACACCGAUCGAUGUGAACCGAGAAAAAGUGCAAGUGAAGUGUACCUAAUGAAUUAGUUGAUAAUUAUUUUUAAACUCUGCGUACAGCGAAAUACAAUUUUUCACCUAAUUUCUCUGAUGCGCCGUUUAUUGUUUUAUUGUAUCGAACAAAUCGGCUUGAUGGUUAAAUAGAGUUCUCUCGAUUCCCUCCGUUCAAUUAAAUCGUCCCAUUGUGCAUCCGUUCGUUUCAUCGCGAAAGACUUUGAUGCCUUCGGAAUACGCUCAUUAAAACCAAUUAAUUGGCUCCGUCCUCCUAAGCCGUUUGAAAAGAAAAUCGAUGCGAAUCCUUUAAACAAUGCUCGAUGGGGGAUGAGUUUGCUUCCCGUCCAUACAGAAGGAUGCAACUUGUGCUCUAGGAUCAAGGUCCUGCUAUUUUCCAUCAUGGGAUUAUCUUGUCUGCUCGAAGAUGAAUGUGGCCAGAGCGGAGGCGAGGCCGACAGUGACGAGGACGUCAUCACCGACUAUCACAUUCCGGCGGUGGAGAUGCUGCCCCGGCCGGGCGCCGGCGGUCCGCUGCCCACCAUCAGCGUGACGCCGCACUCGCCCGCCAACAAGACCUAUCCCGUGCUCGAGGACACCUUGCAACAGGUGCGGGAGCUCCACGAGAGCGUGCAGCACAUGCGGAACGUCUCCGUGCAGGGUUCAUACGGGUCGCACUCGAGGGACUUCGCUGCCUUCGCGCUCAAUCCAUUUCUGGCCCAAGUGGCGCGAUUGAGCUCGAGCUGUCCGGCCCUGAACGAGGCGAACCUCGAUUUGGACGCCGCCAGCGGCUCGUUGGGAUCAUCGCCGUUGCACCAACCGCCCAGCAGGAAAGGCAGCGCCGCUCAAGAUUGGUUGUGCCAACCGGAGCCGCAGAGAAGGCGAUCAUGGACCGCUCUGGAGGAUCUCACCGGAAACAAGGACAAGAUCAAACAGACGCGCCAAAGGAGCAUAUCGCUGAGCAGCAUGGAGUCCGAGGCGGACGAAUCCUCUUUGGUGGACAACGUGGACGGGAGCACCGUGAGGCUGUUGGGGCCCGAAGCUCCCGUCGUGAUCAGGCAUCGGGGAUCCCGAGGAACGGGCGGAGGGGCCAGCACGCACUCCCUAAACGAGGCCGAUUUGCAGAACGAUUUCAACAAGCUGAAGGCGAAACGGGAGGCCGAACAGCGGCUGUUGCCGGCUAGGUUGCCGUUGCAAAAGUCGAUUUCGACGCCGUCGAUAAUAGCCGUGAGAGAUUUGGCGCCGGAGCCGGUGCUGGCUGGCGCCCAGCCCACUCUGCCCAUCUUGGUGUCUAGGGGCCGACCGAGCGGGACCGAGAGCGAAACUGAAGAGGAAGGUAGCCGAUUGGGACACGCGCAUUUCGAUCCGCAUUCGAUUGCACUUUUGCACCACGUCUCUUACGACCGGCAUUCCGAGAAACGAAGGAAACGGGGGAGUUUGUUUUUCCGAAAAAAGAAGGACAAAUCGAAGAAAUUACCGCACCAGUGGGUCUCUGGUAGCUACGGUAAUUCCCAUACAUGUGAUUUCUGCACCAAAUCGUUAAGCAAUAAACCCGCUCUUUAUUGUGAAAGCUGCGGCAUGACUGUACAUCAAAACACCUGCAAGGACAACAUUCAGGAGUGCGUUAAAAUAAAAAACGUUAAGAGCGCUGGCAAAUUGUCGGGAUUCGCGGUGCCGUUGCAGAACGCGAAAAACUCGAUUUCGAAGCGCGGAUCCGCCUCUCUGCCGUCGCAGAACAACUCCAAUAGCCAAAUACUUUACGAUGACAAGGACAACUCCCACGGGCAGCACGACUCCGCCAACUAUCCCGACGACGUCCCGAUCGUUCCCUUGGAGUUUCUCUCGGACUCCCCCCUAACGGCCGUAGAUCUCUGCUCCGACUACACCUUGGGGCUGCACGAGACCGAACCGGACUCCUGGUCCCCCUACGUGGGCAAGGACAUCUCCCGCAAACUCAAGGAGAAGGAGGUCAAGCGACAGGAGCACAUCUACGAGUUCAUCCUCACCGAGAAGCACCAUUGCAUGACCCUCCUGGUCAUGCAGAAGAUAUUCGUGGACGGUUUGCACAAGUACUUCCAGCUGGGUCCGAACUUGGAGAGGAUGUUUCCCAGAUUGGUGGACCUCACCGAGUUGCACUUGGGCUUCCUGGCGAGGCUGCGGCAACGCCAGCGCGAGAAUCCCAUCGUGUCCUCCAUAGCCGACAUUUUGUUGGAAACCUUCUCGAACAGCCACGCCGCCAAGUUGAAAUCGGCUUACGGCGAGUUUUGCAGCAGGCAUCGCGACGCCGUGGAGAUAUACAAGUACUACCUGCAGAACGACCAGCGUUUCGGCGAGUUCGUGAGGCACUGCCAGACGAACCCGCUGCUGAAGAAGAAGGGCAUACCGGAGUGCAUACUGUUCGUGACGCAGCGCCUGACGAAGUACCCGCUGUUGAUCGAGCCGCUGAUCAAGACGAGCAAGGAGAACAAGCAGGAGCAGGAGGCGCUGCAGAGGGCGCUGGCGCUGGUGAAGGAGAUCCUGGUGGAGGUGGACGCGCAGGUGGCCGAAAAGGAGAAGGAGGACAGGAAGCUGGAGAUCUACAACAGGAUCGACGCGAAAUCGAGCACCGUGUACAGGGGGCAGAAGUUCAGGAAGUCGGACAUCCUGCAGGGCAAUCGGUCGCUGAAAUUCGAAGGGGUGGCGAUGCUGAUGCAGGGCAGGGGGAAGAUGCAGGUGGUCCUGGUCAUCGUGCUGUCGGACGUUUUGUUUUUCUUGCAAGAAAAUUCGCAUAAAUACACGUUUUUCACUCCAGUAAGUAAAACCGGCGUAGUUUCCCUUCAGAAACUUCUAGUGAGAGAAAUAGCAGGCCAGGAUUCCAGAGGGAUUUAUUUAAUUUCUUCAGAUCCUGCUGAUCCCGAGAUGUUCGAACUGAAAGUGCACAAACCUAAAGACAAGCAAAUCUGGAUACAAGCAAUAAGGGAGGCUGUGCAAUCGUGCCCGGAGGACGAAGAGGACAAUAUAGCCUUGAGUACGGAGGAAAAGCAGACUCUAAUUAACGCCAAGCAGAAUCAAGUACGCCAAUUAAUCGGUCAAUUGCGCCAGAAGGACAUCGAACAGGCGCUGCUGUUGGAAGAGAAAAUGUCCCUGCAACUGCGCCUCCUGGCCGCCGCCGGCCUCGAACCGCCGUCGCCGCCCUCCUACAGCCACCUGGUGCGCGACAACAUCGACACCAACCAGAUGUGGAAGGAAGUCCUGACGGCCGUCCAGGAGGUGAGCCACCUGGCGAGCUCGCUGUACACGACGGGCACGAACCUGUCGAGGAGCGUCAGCUCGGCGGGCGAGCACCAGAGCGACACCUACGUGUCGCCGUUGCUGCCCAAACGCGCCGAAACGUUCGGCGGCUUCGACAACAACCAGCCGCCGUUGAAGCUGCUCGGCAAGAAGCCGCCGCCGGCGGGGGCCGCGGGCGCCCAGCCCGGCACGCCGGACUUCGACAACCUCAAGCCCGGCGAUUCCAGACUAUUUGAACGGUUGCCUUAUAGAAAUUGUGUGAUAACAGCAGGGCCUUUGACUAAUGGUAAUAUACUAAAUGUAAAUAGCGAAUCUUCGAAUCAACAGCAGCAACAGCAGCAGCAGCUCGGCGGCGCCCCCGACGGCCCGGCGUUGCUUUCACUGGGAAGAGAACAGCAAUACGCGGCAAUACAAUUGUCGCACUACGUGUACACGUUGCUGUGCAUCAUAUCUCAGCUGAUGACCACCAACGAAAGCCUGCAAGCUCAGAUAAUGACGCUGAGAGGCGGCGCGGAUUCGAAGCAGUACCGGCACAACCAGCAAUUGGAGGAGCUGAGGAAUCUGCAGGAUAAAUUGAGCGGCGAAAAGGCGGCGUGGAACGCUCUCAAGGAGCAGGAGACCAAAGAGUUGGAUGAGAAGAAAACCGAGCUACUCAGAUUGCAGGAACAAAUUCGAGCCGAGCAAGAGGACAUCGCCCAGCAGCGGGAGCAGCUGUUCAGGAAAAUGGAGAUGCUCACCAACAAGGGCCUGCUGGGCAACGUGCCCAUCAUGGCCGAAGACAGCAGCAAGGACACGUCGGAGGACAGCAGCCCGCAAUCGGACUCAUCGUCGGCGAUGAGCUCGAGCGCCUCCGGCACCGGCUUGGCGCACUCCGCCUCGUCCGUCGAUCGCAGGAAAGACUCCAAAUGGGGCAAGGGCGGCUCGCAGGUGAAGCAACAGCUGCCGCUCAACCUGAUAUCGGCCACCAACGAGCAGAAGGUGUCGCAGAACGUGCACAUCAGACAGCAGAUACCGCUGAAGCUGGUGUCCAAAUUGACCGGCGACGCGGCGAAAGCGGGCGCCGGCGGCGGCGUGCAGCAGAUGCUGCCGUUGAAGCUGAGUCAGGACGAGAAGGUGCGCCGGACCAGCACGUCGGGCUACCAGCGAUUGGGCUCCGACAACAGCUUCAGCCCGCCGUCCGGAGACACCACGCCGACGAUCGGGCCGCAAGCGCACGCGCACUCGCACAGCCGGACGGGGUCCAGUCCGGCGAUGAUGCAGAACUCGCCGCCGAAUUCGGCGCCGCCGAGCCAGUGCCAGAGCCCGGGCGGCGGCGGCGGCGGGGCGAAGGCGACGCGCACGCACACCUACCCGAAGCUGCCGGACAAGUUCAAGGUGAGGAACGAGCAACAGCCGCCCGCCGACGAGGAGGUGAUAUAUUUCUGA
Messenger RNA from Phyllotreta striolata, 4869 nucleotides. Lineage: Eukaryota; Metazoa; Arthropoda; Insecta; Coleoptera; Chrysomelidae. The record is from the annotation of a GenBank genome assembly.